AGACCUGCACGGCGGAGGAGUCAGAUCAGCAGCAGUGCGCCAGGAGCAGCUCCGGACAGUGCGACUUCUCCCAUUUACUCCUAACAGAGCCAGUGUCCCUGCCAAACAUGAUUAAGAAAAUGACGCCGUCGGAGAACGAGUUUGACAUACCUGCCAAAAACUGUUACAGGAUGGUCAUUCUGGGGUCCACCAAAGUGGGCAAGACGGCCAUCAUCUCGAGGUUUCUGAACGGCAGAUUUGACGAGCAGUACACGCCGACCAUCGAAGACUUUCAUAGGAAAUUCUAUAGCAUCAGAGGGGACGUUUACCAGCUGGACAUUUUAGACACGUCUGGAAACCAUCCCUUCCCUGCUAUGAGGAGACUCUCCAUACUUACAGGUGAUGUCUUCAUCCUGGUGUUCAGUCUGGACAACAGGGACUCCUUUCGGGAGGUACAGCGACUGAAGCAGCAGAUCUUCGAAACCAAGUCCUGCCUGAAAAACAAAACUAAGGAAAACGUGGACGUACCGCUGGUGAUCUGCGGAAACAAAGGCGACCGUGAGUUUUACCGAGAAGUGCAGAGGGAGGAGAUCGAGCAGCUGCUUGCGGGCGACCAGCAGUGCGCCUACUUCGAGAUUUCGGCCAAGCGCAACACUAACGUGGACCAGAUGUUUCAGACGCUCUUCACGCUGGCCAAGCUGCCCAACGAGAUGAGCCCAGACCUCCACCGCAAGGUCUCCGUGCAGUACUGCGACAUGCUGCACAGGAAGUCCAUCAAAAACAAGAAGCUGAAGGACUCGGACGCGUACGGCAUCUUGGCACCUUUCGCCAGGCGGCCCAGCGUGCACAGUGACUUGAUGUACAUUAAAGAGAAGGCGAUCGGCGGCGGCCAGGGGAAGGACAAGGAGAGGUGUGUCAUCAGCUAAGGCACCCGGCAAGAUCCGUGCAGAAAGUACGCUGGAGGAAAAACAGUCGCGCAGCCGUAUGAUGGCACAUUGAUGCCGGGCGCUGACGCUUUACCUGCCACCAGCCGUCCCAUGUUUAGGCGCAGGAACGGAGGAGCCUCGGGCUUUGGAACGGGGCGCAGCACUCACCACUGCCCCGUUUACUGAGGCGGGGAAACGCAUGUCCUCUUCGCGAGUCUUUUAUAUACAGAACGGCUUUGAUCUGUGGACUCAAAGCGAUGAAAUAUUAAAAAAAGAUGUGAUGUGGCUUCAAUUCAAGUGAGAUCCAUUCAAACAACAACAUGCUGUAAAAUGUGCUCGUAUAAAAUACGCCUUUACCGAAAGCUUACGCGGGUCUCCUCGGUGGAGCGCCGUAAGAAUGUUGACAACACUGUUUACAUUUUGUUCAUAAAUAGGUCUAUAUAUAUUUAUAAGAAAUUAUGACUUGAACGUUUGUUGCAAAAUGAACAAAUCUGAUUGUGAAUGUAUAUUUAUUCUUCUAUGUCAAAGCUGACUUUUGGGGGAAAGUACAAUAAACAUUUGAGAAAUCAAAGUUUUAAAA
Brienomyrus brachyistius is the source of this 1485-nucleotide messenger RNA. It is a transcript of the gene rasd1, whose product is annotated as RAS, dexamethasone-induced 1. NCBI's taxonomy places the organism in Eukaryota, Metazoa, Chordata, Actinopteri, Osteoglossiformes, Mormyridae. The record is from RefSeq and is a predicted model, not a curated record. The coding region runs from base 108 to 905 and encodes 265 amino acids. Gene Ontology annotation, molecular function: GTP binding; GTPase activity. The transcript is spliced from 2 exons.